This is a messenger RNA of Aspergillus caelatus, 753 nucleotides long. RefSeq lists its product as uncharacterized. The coding region runs from base 1 to 753 and encodes 250 amino acids. NCBI's taxonomy places the organism in Eukaryota, Fungi, Ascomycota, Eurotiomycetes, Eurotiales, Aspergillaceae. The transcript has 2 exons. The record is from RefSeq and is a predicted model, not a curated record.
AUGCCUCACACACGCUCUGUAUCAUCGACGCUGUCAAAUGCUCUUCAUAUUUCCCUAUACAAUGGCUUUUUGCAGAGUUCUGCCAUCCAUGGUGCCGGAAAUGCCCCGAUUUUGGACCCUUUCUUUACUUACCUACACUCACGCGCUCAUGCUACAAAUAAAGAUAUUAACUCACUCCCAAUCAUCUACAAUAUUGAACCGCCCCGAUACCGCUUGGCCGAUAUUACUCAAGCAAAAGCCCUGGGGAUGCAGAUUCAUGGAAGUGUUAAGGAGAUGAAGCGGGUAUACAAGGGCCGCCUAAAGAGACGCGAAGAAAAUUAUCAACGUCGGGCUCAACAAUGGAAAAGGAAACAGCGUCGAGGGAUCCAUGCCGGACACUCCAGACGGCGGUCUGCUCCUACAUCCCUGAUCGUAGACGAGGGAGCUUCAUGGAGUAUGCAGGCAACAGUCGCAUUCCCAUACUGGGACUACCGAACACAGACAUUGGAGCCAGGUACCUACUGCCGGGCUUGCACUUAUCACUGGGAGGAGGGCAAGGCGGAUGAUUGGAGACGUAUGGAGACAAUUUGGGAUCUACAUCCUCCCAGCAGAGAAGCCUAUUACCGAGCAUUCUCGGAGGCUGAUUUACCUCAGCAUUUCCUGAAUUGUCCAGCAGUGAGGGUACACUAUGAUUUUCGAGUUAAACAAGCGGGGGUACACCAGGUUAAGAGGGAUGGAACUGAUUUCAUCGUUCAUCCCGAGAAUAACCUCUGA